AUUGUAGGGGAAGUCGGGGUUACUGAUGGAUUACAGCAACCCAUGCUGCAGCAACCACUGAUCAACUCAAUUUGAUAACAUCAAAGUUCUGUUAACUGUUAACAUUUCUCGUCAGACACAUCAAGCGAGAGUACAACAGCUGCAAGUGAAAUGUCUGCUCCAGCAAAGGGGGACCUCAGGGGCGCGGAGAGGGAAUUGUUACUGGUUAUUGCUGCAGGUAAUGUUCAGGAGGCUUCGCGACUGUUGGGUUGUAAAGAUGUGCGCGUCAACUGUUUGGAUGAAUAUGGAAUGACCCCCCUUAUGCAUGCUGCCUAUAAAGGCAAAGCAGACAUGUGUAAACUGCUUUUGCAGCAUGGAGCUGACGUCAACUGCAAUGAGCAUGAACAUGGUUAUACUGCCCUCAUGUUUGCUGGCCUCUCAGGUAAAACCGAUAUCACCUGGAUGAUGCUGGAUGCUGGGGCUGAGACAGAUGUGGUGAAUUCUGUGGGGAGGACAGCAGCGCAAAUGGCUGCUUUUGUUGGACAACAUGACUGUGUCACGGUCAUCAAUAACUUCUUUUCUCGUGCAAGACUGGAUUAUUACACCAAACCACAAGGUUUAGAGAAGGAGCCCAAGCUACCCCCAAAACUAGCUGGCCCCCUCCAUAAGAUCAUUAUGAGCACCAAUCUAAACCCUGUUAAGAUGGUGUUGCUGGUUCAAGAAAACCCUAUGCUUGCGGAGCCAGAAGCACUGGAGAAAUGCCGUCAUGUGAUGGAAUUGAUUUGUGAGAAGUGUGUGAAGCAGCAAGACAUGAAUGAGGUCCUAGCUAUGAAGAUGCACUACAUCAGCUGUGUGCUUCAGAAAUGUGCUGUCUUCAUGAAAGACCGUCAGGACAAGUUGGAUGGUCUCAUCAAGAGCCUUCUGAAAGGACGAGAUGGAGAUGGCUUUCCUCUCUAUCAGGAGAAGUUUAUACGUGAGUGCAUUCGAAAAUUCCCAUACUGUGAUGCCACUCUUCUACAGCAGCUGGUCAGAAGCAUUGCACCAGUUGAGAUUGGUAGCGACCCCACAGCAAUCUCUGUCCUCACACAGGCCAUUACAGGACAGGUGGGUUUUGUGGAUGCUGAGUUCUGCACUACUUGUGGAGAAAAAGGAGCCGAGAAACGCUGUUCAAUCUGCAAAAUGGUGAUCUACUGUGAUCAAGCUUGUCAGAAGUUGCAUUGGUUCACGCAUAAGAAGUUGUGUAGAAGAUUGCAGGAGCAGAGAGAGAGGCAUGAGAAUGAGUCUGCAAAACACUUUGAGACAACAGAGACAGUUGAUGAAACACAAACUGCCAAGGCAACACAGUCGGCUGAAGAGACCGCUACAGCAUUCAAGGACCUUUCUAUGGAGCCACCCCCACCAUCUGCCAGCUCUGCCUGAAUGACACACUCAUCUGUCCAACUACUUUUACUGCCCAUCCAAUAACAAAUCAUGCCUAUAUAUGUACAGUAUAUAAUAUUUAAGCUUUGGAGUAAGCCACAUGUUCUAGAUCAAUACACAGGGCCUUCUCUCCAUAAAAAAACAUUGUUUGUUUGUUUUUUGUUUGUUUUGUUUUUGUGAACUAGUAGAAUACAAACAUGUAAUGAAAUUAUUAUUUUUUAACUGUUGAGACAACAUUAAAUAAAUCCCCCUGGAUAUGCACCAUAUUUGGGAGCCUGCCCAGAGCCAUAAGUUGCCCAUGACAUGAUGUGUGUAUUUAAAAUAAAUGCUGUCUACAUGA
Molecule: messenger RNA, 1738 nt
Organism: Alosa sapidissima (American shad)
Lineage: Eukaryota; Metazoa; Chordata; Actinopteri; Clupeiformes; Clupeidae
Gene: ankmy2a
Product: ankyrin repeat and MYND domain containing 2a
Exons: 10
Coding region: 151-1398 (415 amino acids)
Molecular function (GO): protein binding
Source: RefSeq, a predicted model, not a curated record